GAUAAUAUUUCGCAGCUAACAGAGAGAAGCAUGGUUGAUAACACAAGUGUAGCAACUAAAUCUGCUUUGCAAGGCUGUUUCUCGUCCGCCGGCAGCCUUCCCCUCCAGGCUCCCUCCGCCUCCUCCCACAACCCGUUCUCCGGUACCCUAUCCAACCAGGCCGGCAGCGGCGGCAUGAAGCUCGAGGCGGUCAUGGAGAACCUGCAGCGGCAACAGGCAGCGCGUCUGGCUGUUGAGGAGAAGCUCCGAGAGAAAGAUAUUCAGUCCAUGGCUGAGUCCCAGAUACAUCAACAAGCUCUAGCUUUCCGCCACUACCAAGCAGCGAUGCGCGGCGCUCUGGCUGGCGGAGUUACCAACACGUCCCACGGGGUGACGCUCCCUAUCCAGGAGGUCCGCAUAGUUGACGGGGACUCAUCCAGAGCGGACAGCGUUAAGGAGGGGAACGAGGAGGGAGAUGACACGGAGGAGCAAGAGAUCAUGGAUGGUGAUGAGGAGGAGGACGGGGACGGGUUGGACCACUACCAGCACGGGCAGUCCUUGGUCCAGGGGACUGGUCUAGCUCCGACGCAUCUGAUGGCCAGAGUCCAGACAGCCUUCGCCCAAGCCCGUCGCGCAGAGUCUCCAUCGGCGCAACCCCAGUCCCAGCAACAUGAGUGGACCUAUGAAGAGCAGUUCAAACAGUUGUAUGACUUGGAUGAUGAUGAAAAGCGCAAAGAGUUUCUAGAUGACCUUUUCAGUUUCAUGCAGAAACGGGGGACUCCAGUAAAUCGGAUUCCUAUCAUGGCCAAGCAGGUGCUGGAUCUCUACAUGCUCUACAAGCUCGUCACAGAAAAAGGUGGCUUAGUGGAAGUCAUCAAUAAGAAAAUAUGGCGUGAGAUCACCAAAGGCCUUAACCUUCCUACCUCCAUUACCAGUGCAGCUUUCACUCUCCGAACACAGUAUAUGAAGUACCUCUACCCGUAUGAAUGUGAAAAGCAGGGACUGAGCUCCCCUGGAGAGCUUCAGGCGGCUAUCGACAGCAACCGGCGGGAAGGCCGUCGGCAGAGCUAUGGCUCUGCCAUUUUCAACUAUUCUCCUGUGGGCACCCCCACCCUCCUGUCCCCACAAAAGAUGCAAAUAUCCCAUCUAUCUACAGUCUCUAAUAACAGUGGUCAUAUCUCCCAGGGGCCUGUGAUUAAAAAAGAGGAGCAUAUAAUGGCCAGCUGCCUUCCCAGCCGGGUGGCCCUCCAUUUGUCACCCAGCGGCCACCAUGCGGCAGCUGUGGCUGCCCAGGCAGCAGCUGCUCAGGCAGCAGCAGCCAUACAGGCUGCAGCUCUGGAGCAGCUCAGAGAGAAACUGGAAAACGGUGAACCACCAGAGAAGAAGAUGAUGAUGGUGGCAGAGGAGCAGCAGAGGAUCAUGCAACAUGCCCUGCAGCAGAACUUGCUGGCAGUGGCAACUCAGUUACCCCUCAACAUCAAACUCAACAACAGAGAUGAUAGACAAGAGACCGCAUUGAACCUGUCUACCAACGGCAUUAGCAGCAUCAACAUGUCAAUAGAAAUAAAUGGAGUUGUCUACACAGGCGUCCUGUUUGCUCGACAUUCGCCCAUGGCAAUGAUGGUGGGACAUCGUGGGAAACACAGCCACUGUAAGACUCAGGGAAAGACCAGUCCCACACAGUUCCAGGCCUCCUGCUCCUCCUCAUCCUGCUCCUCUUCCUCAUUCCAUGGACACAGAAACUCCUCCCCCUGAGUUUCCUGUCUCUCCUCACCUCCUCAUCACCUUCUCAUCUAAAGCCAUUUUCUUCUUAAAGACAUCAAGCAGUUGGAGACAUGAUCAUCAGGCAAACUUCUCUCCAGCCACUCAGUCAGAUUUCUUGUAAGUCACAUAAAAACAAAUAGAAAAGCAGCAAACUUGUUUUUAUAGACUAACUUCUUUGAUAAGAGAUCUGCCCAUCUUAUCCUCAUUCUUAUCCCCACACCUCCGUCAACCAUUAACUGAAGACUCCUUCUUGUGCACCGUUGUGCACUGGUAACCUUCAGCAACAAGUAACAGCUGAUGCUUGAAGGCUUUUUAACAAUCCUCAGAAAUGCAUUGCUUACAGCUGAUACCAAAGAAGAAAACAAAUCUCUUAGCACCAAUGAUCAGUGAGCUUUAUUACCAAUGAUCAAACCUGAUGGUCUGAGCAAGAAUACAGAGGCAAGGUGCAUCUGAAGUAGAUAUUACUAUUGUGCUUAGCAGUAAUGUCUUAAUAGAGAAUUAACAGCAAGGCUAGAUAAAGGAAUGUGUGUACAUCCAAGCAGGAACAUUGAAAAUGAGAGUGAAUCAUCUUAUAUGUGGGUUUCUUUAUUGAGUAGUUUACUAGUAUCUCCUUUUACACACAAUGAGUUCACAGAAAACCAAGAGCUAGGUGUCUUAGUUGCCAAUGGAACCAUGCAAAUAAGGUUAACACAUACCUUUAUCCACUAGUAACAAACAAGUCUGUCUCAAGAGUAAUGUGCGCACACAUAUCAUUGGGGUCAGAUUAACUUGUCAGGGCAGGCCAAACAUAGCCAGCCACAUUGCCCUCUCACAUACAUCCCUCAAACCAGUCAGCCGAGAGUCCCAGAAGCCAUCCAGUAUUGUGUGUGUCACUUGUGAUUUUUUUGUUUCAGGAUAUCAGCCAUCUAACUAUAAUAUUAAUUCAUUCAUCCAUUUUAAAUUUAAUCUUUGUAUUCAGGUUAUUCAUAUGUUGCAGUGGUGCAUAGUAGUAGGUAGAUGGUAGUUUACACAGAGGAAAUAUAGGGAUCCUGGAGAGUCUUGAGCACUGAGGCAGUUGCCAGCUCAGUCCACUU
This is a messenger RNA of Hippoglossus stenolepis (Pacific halibut), 2816 nucleotides long. RefSeq names its product AT rich interactive domain 3C (BRIGHT-like) (gene arid3c). The transcript has 8 exons. The record is from RefSeq and is a predicted model, not a curated record. Gene Ontology annotation, molecular function: DNA binding. Bases 31 to 1734 code for a protein of 567 amino acids. Gene Ontology annotation, biological process: regulation of transcription by RNA polymerase II. Gene Ontology annotation, cellular component: nucleus. NCBI's taxonomy places the organism in Eukaryota, Metazoa, Chordata, Actinopteri, Pleuronectiformes, Pleuronectidae.